AUGGGCAAGGUUUGCGCCAUUUUUGGAGGAUCCCGAGGAAUAGGAAAAGCUGUUGCAGAAUUACUGGCACAGAAAGACUGCCGCCUGGCAAUUAUUGCAAGGAAUCUGGAAGUAGCCCAAACCACUGCACAUAAUCUUGGUGCAGGACAUCUGGCACUUAGCUGUGAUGUAUCCAGUGAACAAGAAGUUCAAAAUACUUUUGAGGAGAUGCAGAAGAAUUUAGGUCCUAUUAACUACUUGGUUAAUGCAGCUGGGAUCAACAGGGAUAGUUUGUUACUGAGAACCAAAACUGAAGAUAUGGUAGCCCAGAUUAACACUAACCUUUUGGGAACAAUGUUGACAUGCAAAGCUGCUGUAAAAAGCAUGAUUCAACAGCAGGGAGGUGCUAUUGUCAACAUAGGAAGUAUUGUAGGACUUAAAGGCAACUCUGGUCAAAGUGUAUACAGUGCUACCAAAGCAGGAUUAGUUGGAUUUUCUCGCUCUCUUGCUAAAGAAGUAGCAAAAAAAAAAAUUAGAGUCAACGUGGUUGCUCCAGGUUUUAUUCGCACAGAGAUGACUGCUCAUUUGGAAGAAGAUCAGUUGAAGAAAGCAAUUCUUCUUGGAAGAUUUGGAGAACCUCGUGAAGUGGCACAAGCUGUUUUCUUUCUUCUAGAGUCCCCUUACGUUACAGGGAGUACUCUGGUUGUAGAUGGAGGCUUGCAGCUUCUGACUUAA
This is a messenger RNA of Mesitornis unicolor (brown roatelo), 714 nucleotides long. It is a transcript of the gene CBR4, whose product is annotated as carbonyl reductase 4. The transcript has 5 exons. The coding region runs from base 1 to 714 and encodes 237 amino acids. NCBI's taxonomy places the organism in Eukaryota, Metazoa, Chordata, Aves, Mesitornithiformes, Mesitornithidae. The record is from RefSeq and is a predicted model, not a curated record. Gene Ontology annotation, biological process: fatty acid biosynthetic process. Gene Ontology annotation, molecular function: quinone binding; oxidoreductase activity, acting on the CH-OH group of donors, NAD or NADP as acceptor.